AAAUUAAGGUUGAAAUAUUUUUUUUUCUUAAAAGGGAAAAAAAUAGUGUGAUUGUAUUUGCAGCAACAUACACCACAGAAUAUUUACACUGAAGAUUAGAUUAAUUGAUGCCAUUUAAUGAUCCAACAAAGUACUUAAGGAAAAGAAGCUGGAGGGAUAGUAAGAGUAAACAGAAGUUGAAGAGAUUUCUUCAGUACAAGUACACUUGCAGUAAGUAUAUCUUAAUCCUUGUAGUUCUUGUUAUGAUUGAUUCCUGCCUGCAAGGCGUUUUUGUUCAUGAAGAAGAGUUUAAAACACGUAUCAUUGCACCAAAAUGUUGCUGUCAGUAUCCAGGGGAGAGAUGGAAAAAAGCUGACUAAUCUUACCCCUGCAUGUGGUACAAGAUCAACUGAGAAUUUGGGUAUUUAUGCAAUCAUUGCUUUACCUGCAUAUUUCAAACUUUUUUUUGUUUUGAUAUGUAUUUCAGCAUUUUUUCAGCCAUUAGAGAAAUGUGUGCAAAAAAUAUAGCCCUUUUAAAACGAAAAGAAACUGGUUUACAACAUGUUGCUUGUAAGCAUUUGUGAUGUUUUAAGAAGGUAUAGCAAGACAGUGAGUACCAAGCAAACCUAAGGCAUUGUAAAUAUUGAAGUGGUAAGGGUUUUUUAAAAUCCCUUUACUGAAAUAUACUGUAAUUCUUCGCAGUUAUCACCAGGUGGCAAUAUCAUGACCUUAAAAGUCUCGUUUUUCUGAAGUGGGAACAGAUAUGAGGAAGUGAUGUAUCCUUGUGCAACCGUUCCAGGAAACAGUUAGUUUACAGUCCCCAGAAAGGUUCAGAUUUCCGUCUAACUUCGUCUUUUGUGUACAGAGCUAUAGCCAGUAUUGAAAAUAUUACUUAAGCCUUCAGUUUUCCAUCCAAACUGUAUCAGUUAACUCUUUUUUUUUUUUUCCUUUUUUUUAAGAACUUGGGUUGUCAGUAAUUCAUGAUGAAGAGCCUUUGUUUGUCUCUGUUACUUGUCUCUGUCCUGUUUAUGAACAGCUUAUUAGAAGUGCAGGGGAAAAAAUGGAAAGGUGAAGGUACAACGCUAAACCUGGAAAGCAUUGUCAUUGGAAGAUGCUAUGACUAUAUUAGACUUGUGAAUCCUGCUGUUGGUGAGAAGAAUUGUUCUGAGAUAUGGGAAGCGUUUAAAAAUGCAUUUAUUAACAAAGAUCCUUGCAGCAUUCUACCUAAGGACUAUGAAUUAUUCAUCAACCUGUCUUUUCACCCAAUUCCACCUAACAAGUCUCUCUUCUGGGAAAAUAAUCAGCUGCUAGUCAACAGCUUUGCUGAUAGAGGCCGUCGCUACAUGUCUCUGGCUGAUACUCUGUUUGGCUUCCUUGGAGAUUUUCUAAACUGGUGUGGGCAGGCAAACAGCACUGGACUGGACUAUGAAUCCUGCCCUACCACAGAGGAGUGUGAAAACAACGCAGUGGAAUCUUUCUGGAGGAUGGCUUCAAUCACUUAUGCGCAACACAGUUCUGGAGUAAUACAUGUCUUGUUGAAUGGUUCUGCAGACGGAGGAGCUUAUCCACAGCCAGGGUUUUUUGCAGAUUAUGAAAUACCUAAUCUACAGAAAGACAAAAUCUCCCAAAUUGUCAUCUGGGUUGUGGAUGAUAUUGAAGGACCAGAUAUAGAUUCCUGUGGAACUCAUACUGUAAAUGUAUUGGAAAACAGGCUGAGCACCCUUGGUUAUGAUGUCACCUGCACUGAUAAUUACAAAUCUGUAAUGUUCUUACUCUGCCUGGAUUAUCCUGAUGACUCUAAGUGUACCUUUUCAUCAUCUGCACCAGCAGCACAAAGAGGACCUGUAUCUUCAGACAGAGGAGGCAGCUGGAACAAGCUCAUGUUUGUUUCUUUUGUAGGCUUUUUGUUCAGAUUUGCUUUAGUGUACUAAGUUAAUCAACUGAAUCCAUAUCCUCCGUUUGCCUUAGCUGGCUAUAACUUUGGCUUCAACGAAUUUCUAACUGCAAUUUCACCUUUCUUCUGGGACUGGCAAACUGGCAUAUUAAAACCCUGCAUACUUCUGUCAAGAUACCAACUGCUCUUAGUAUCAAAAAUUAUUCUACUGCUGCUAGAAAGCCUCACCUUCCAUUUCCUCUUCUUGAAUAGAAGAAAUCCAUUGCUUUUUCCACUUAUCCUAUUCUCCAGAAUUAAACUGAGGAUAAUACUUCCUGUUCACAUAUUUCAGAAAGAAAAGUGAAACUCUGCCUGUCAAACAUCUCCCACACAGCUUACUUGUUCGUAAAAACAGUCCUAGCACUUGGCCUUGGAAACUAAGUGUCUGAUUAUCAUGUUUUGGUAAGGGAAAUAUGAAUUUGAAUGGGAGAGAGCUUAGAUUUCUCACCUGGUACAAGAUACAAUAGGUGAGACAGUAGAAAAUGGAAAAAUUAAACUCAUUUUUAUAAGUGGUCCAGUACUUAGGCCAAACUUAUUUGAAACUUUUGUACAGCAAGAUUCUGGCUUGCAUACAUUUUUUUACCACAUAAUAAUCAAUUGCUUCAUCAUCCACACAGCUGUUCCUCAGCUGGCUGUUUCCUGGCCACUGGUCAGGAAUACCAGGUGUGGAAAGUUCCACAGGUUUUCCACCAUGAUGUGAUGGUUGAUCACCAUGAUAUGAUUUAUGGCAUAUCAAAUUCAGACGAGAACGUGCCAAGUCAGACAUCUGUCUGCUUGCAGUGAACUCAGCUAGCAUUCUUCAGAAUAUAUUGAGGAGAGAGCAGAUGCCAUCUUGAAGGUCUCUUGAGUUACUUCUGUGAAUUAUCUAAGUGUUCCAGCUAGAUGCUCCUCUAAACCACCAGGACAUCCAGCUACCAAGAUGACAUAUAAAUCUUUGGAAAAAAAAUAGUUGUUCUAGAAAAGAACUUUAAGUAGAAUUCUGUUGCACAUUCUCGGUUAGCUUCUGUAUUAUUUAUUUGUGUUUGUAUUAGCUGGUUGUCAGGAAACUGGGAUAGGAUAUUCCUGUUACCUCAGUGUAACUGAUUUAGGACUCCAUGGUAGAUUUACAUCUAUUCAGUCCCUGGUACAACUAUACCAUGUUGUAUGUUUGAAAGAUAAAAUAUCUAAAAUAUGUUGUUGUUGCUUAUUUGUCUAGCUUCUUUCCUGUAAUCUUUAAUUUGGUGUUAAUGAAAAUCCAUGUAUAUUACACACAUAGUUGCAUUUGCUGCUGUCAUAGCCGGGUUUAGGCUCCAGCUUGAAGGAGUUUUGUGUCUUAGACACUUGCAAAAGUACUGAAAUCAGAAGUUACAGAUGUUUCUUAUAUUACACCUCAAAAUUGUUCCCUACCUCUGCUGGAACAUUAGUCCUUUGAUUAGUUCCGGCAACAUCCUCCUCGUUUCCAUUGCUUGUUUGAUGCUGUCCUUAACAGCCACUGCCAGAAUAAUAAAAGGUAUCUGUUUGCGACACAGGUACAUCUCAGAUAACUAAACCCAAGCAAUUUCGAUUAGUCUUCUGUUUGUCUGCAGCAGAUCACAUCAUGACACAUUUUGGACUGCAGGCUGUAGUGAUAGUUCAUCUGAGGCUCACAAAGAGGUGUCCAAGCCAUCGUUUGGUCUAGUGUUGUCCUACUCACUGAUGUGUAGAUUAGAGUGUGUGUGGGAUUCGGAGAAUAGCCUCAUACUGUUAACAAGCCAUGUGCCUCUUGAGCAACUUCUAACCACAAGCCAAGCAUCCCAGCUGUCCAGGUUCUGCUUUGCAGCCUAUGAAAGCUUUCCAGCCUCUGGAUGCAAUCACUCCAGCAACGCAGUCAGUUACAUGUAAUACCAAACACACUGUAGGAAGCACUAAAUAAUUCUGUUUAAAAAACAACAACAACAACAACAAAAAAGUAAAAUGCAAAGUAGGAUAGAUACGAUUCAAAUAAUUUGAGGUUAUUUAUGUCAUAACCUUAUAUCAAGAACAACACAUUCAGAAACCUCUUGCAGUGUUUUCUUAUUUCUAAUGUUCUUGCCUCUUUUCCCAUUACUUCAACUUGGUAGCAAAGACAGCAAUUGUCUUUCCAAUAUCUUUUGAAUGAAGUGUCUCAAAGUUGCUGGAAAAA
This is a messenger RNA of Athene cunicularia (burrowing owl), 4052 nucleotides long. RefSeq names its product bone marrow stromal cell antigen 1 (gene BST1). The transcript has 9 exons. The record is from RefSeq and is a predicted model, not a curated record. Lineage: Eukaryota; Metazoa; Chordata; Aves; Strigiformes; Strigidae. The coding region runs from base 960 to 1910 and encodes 316 amino acids. Gene Ontology annotation, molecular function: NAD+ nucleosidase activity; phosphorus-oxygen lyase activity. Gene Ontology annotation, biological process: positive regulation of B cell proliferation. Gene Ontology annotation, cellular component: plasma membrane.